Entamoeba invadens IP1 is the source of this 843-nucleotide messenger RNA. RefSeq lists its product as hypothetical. The coding region runs from base 1 to 843 and encodes 280 amino acids. The transcript has a single exon. NCBI's taxonomy places the organism in Eukaryota, Evosea, Mastigamoebida, Endamoebidae. The record is from RefSeq and is a predicted model, not a curated record.
AUGGCACGAGUCAACAAGGCAAUUAUUGGUACAGGAAUAAACGAUUUGAAUGUAUCAACAAAAAUUAAAGAAUUAAAUGAAGCUUUAAAGCAUGUAUCAAUUGAACUUUUUGUUGAAAUAGACGAGACUUUGAAAUAUCAAAGAAACAUCGAAAAUGAUACACAUCAAACAAUCUUAGAAACAGAACAAAUGUAUCCUCAAAACAUUCAAGAUUGUAAUAUAAAUCCAAAUAGUAAAAGUACAUGUGUUUUUGGAUGUCAAGAUCGUCAAAUACAAUUUACACAACACGAUUUAAAAGGUUCGCAUAUGAUUAUCGGAGACACGAAUGAGCGUACAGUUCCAAUUAUUGAAACAAGUGUGGGAACGAAUAAAAAAGAACUAUUAUCAGAAACAUGUAUAAAUUCGGAUAAAAAUUACCAACCAACCAAACAACAACAACAACAAGAACAAGAACAAGAACAAGAACAAGAAUCCAUCGGUCAAUCGUUACAACACUUUGAUUAUGUAUUUGGAAACGAUACACAAAUAGUUCACAUCUUGGAUGAUGAUAAAAGUGGUGGAGAAGAAGAAGCGACUGAAUACGAAGAUAGCGAAUGCAGUGACACCAAUGAAGAGAACGACACGAGAGUUCGUGAUAUUAUAUUACGAGUUCAUAAUAUUUGGAUGAGUAUUUCCGAUACUAUUACUCAACCAAACACAGAAAAUAAAAAGAUGGAAAUUGAGACAAUGACAAAUGAUUGUGAUCAAUGGAAGGAUGAUAUUGAUAGUGAUGACGAAAGAAAAAUUUCCAGCGAACUGAAACUUAGAAAUGAAAAUGAAAAUUUGGAGAGAAUGUCUUUUUAA